Drosophila sulfurigaster albostrigata is the source of this 1460-nucleotide messenger RNA. Its product is annotated as lactosylceramide 4-alpha-galactosyltransferase-like. The transcript has 2 exons. The record is from RefSeq and is a predicted model, not a curated record. NCBI's taxonomy places the organism in Eukaryota, Metazoa, Arthropoda, Insecta, Diptera, Drosophilidae. Gene Ontology annotation, biological process: glycosphingolipid biosynthetic process. Gene Ontology annotation, molecular function: alpha-1,4-N-acetylgalactosaminyltransferase activity. Bases 80 to 1207 code for a protein of 375 amino acids.
GGUAACUGAACCAUUUUGAUCUGCGUCAAUCGCCCAUUCGGUUUAGUAUCGUGGCGGUCUUGUCCGCAUUCAUAUCGAGAUGGCCCCGAUUCCACGUGUGUUCUCCACCCGUCACUUGCGUGUCGCGUUGUACACGCUGUGUGCGAUCUUGACCAUUAUCAUUUUAAUCAUAACAUGCCACAAAUGGCAGUUGGAUGGAGAGGCCAAUUUGCAGUGCUUUAUGGACUUCGAGCCAACAAAUCUCCCGAUAGUAGCCGAAAACGAAGUGGAAAGUGAUCUACCAAAGCCCUUGGGCGAUGUGCUGCUCACACAACCGCAACCCAAACCAGGGCGCAGCAUCUUCUUUCUGGAGACUAACUGCAUAUCAGGCACGAAACAUCAUCCACUUGAGCUGACAGCACGUCAGACUUGCGCCAUUGAGUCGGCGGCCAAACACAAUCCCAAUUUUCAGGUGUUUGUGCUCUUCGCCAGUCCCAGAUAUCAACAGAAGGAGGGCGAACAGCCGCUGAUUGAUGCCAUAUUGAGCUAUCCCAAUGUGCAGCUGCGACAGUUGAAUCUAAUGCGAUUCGCUGUCGGCACACCCAUUGAGGAUUGGCUGAAGGAUGGUAAACUCUUCAAAUCGGACUAUCCCAUCGUGCACAUCUCGGAUCUGUUGCGUUUGCUCACGCUAUAUCGCUUUGGUGGCAUCUAUUUGGAUUUGGAUGUGGUGCUGCUGCGUAGCCUGGAGCAAGUGCCUCUGAACUUUGCGGGCGCCGAGUCGGAUACACAUGUCGCGAAUGGUGUGUUAAGCUUAGCUCCCACUGACUUUGGUCAUCAGUUUGCCACAUCGUGUCUGCGUGAGUUUCAACAGCAUUUCGAUGGCGGUGAUUGGGGCAACAAUGGUCCGGGAGUCGUGACACGAGUGGCCAAGAGGAUUUGUGCUACGCAGAGCAUUGAGGUGAUGCAAACGGAUCCGAAACGGUGCAUGGGCUUCAAGGUCUUUAACCGCUCCACGUUCUACGAGGUGGGUUGGGUGGACUGGCGACACUUUUUUGAGCCACAAUACAUGGAGCAAACGCUACAGCGAACGAAGGAUUCACUAUUAAUACAUGUGUGGAACAAGCACUCUCAUCAAAUGCCAAUCAAAGUCGGUUCGGAAACCGCUUAUGGCAAGUAUGCGGAACAAAAUUGUCCCAAAGCGUAUGCAGCCGCUGGGGAAUACUUCUAAAGACUAGAGAAAAUGUCACAAAAUCGAUCAGAAAAAGAUCUCAAAAUGUGUACUUCGCGUCUACUAUAGGGUGUCUCAUUAGGUAACAUCGUUUGCUACUGAGAAUACUUUUCUAUCUCUGUUGUCAUUCCAAGAAAUAGGCUGCUAUAAGGAAUGACAUAUCCGCUGCUUACCAAACGAACAGCAAGUAAAUAUUUAUAAAAUGUGAGUCAUUUGUUGUAACUCACCACAUUCCAAAAAAAAAAAAAAACAA